CAAUGUCUGAUUCAAUUAAACAAGAAGUUCAAGAAAAUAAAUAAAUCGAUACUUUUGAGGAUUCGUAAGUAUUUAGCUAACAAUUACCUGAUAUAUCUAUAGCCAUGAUCUAAUUUUAAUAGUAGAAUGAUCUUUAAAUCAACGAUUAAGAUGAUAAAUAGAUAAUAAAUUCAUAUGCCAAUUAAGAUUUACAAGAGUAGAAUAAAUAAUUAUAAGAACACAAUACAAAAUUACAAGAGCAAAAUACAGAAUUACAUGACAACAAUAAAAAAAUAAAAGAGUACAAUAAAAAAUUAGAAGAGCAUAAUACAGAAUUAGAGGAGCACAAUACAGAAUUAUAAGGGCAUAAUACAAAAUUACACGAGCACAAUACAAAAUUACACGACCAUAAUACAAAAUUACAUGAGCAUAAUAAAAAAUUAUAAGACCACAAUACAAAAUUAUAAGAACACAAUACAAGAUUAGAAGAGCUCAAUGUAGAAUUAAAAGAGCACAAUAAAAAAUUAUAGGAGCACUAAACUAAAUUACAGGAACAAAAUACAGAAUUACUAGAGCAGAAUACAAAAUUAGAAGAGCUCAAUACAAAAUUACAAGAGCACAAUUAAAAAUUGUAUCAAUAAUUAAGUUCAACUGAAAAUUAAAUGAAAUUGAUUAAUCAACGUUUGGACGAAUUAAAUUAGGAGAAAAAUCAAAAUCAAACAAUAGUUAAUGAUCUCAAAAAGUUAGUUGACUAAUAAAGAGAUUUUAUUAAUUAAAUCAAUAAUGAUUAGGCUUACUUGGAUUUGACUGAAUCAUUAGAAAUCACAUUGCAGAGAUUAAAAGAAAUGGAAAAGAAGAAUGAAAAGUUAAUGGAAGAAAAUCUCCAUUAUAAGACAAAGUAUGAAGAAAGCCUAACUUAUAUAAAAAACAACAAGGAAGAAACUUUGAAUCAAUAAGAUAGGAUAGAUGAAUUGAGUCAAAAUUAUUAAUAAUCAUCUGAAGACUAAUAAUCAAAAAUUAAAGACUUAGAAAAUGAAAUUAAAUCACUGUAAAAUUAAAUUUCAAAUAAAUGA
This is a messenger RNA of Paramecium octaurelia, 1052 nucleotides long. NCBI's taxonomy places the organism in Eukaryota, Ciliophora, Oligohymenophorea, Peniculida, Parameciidae. The record is from the annotation of a GenBank genome assembly.